GUACUUCUUCGACGUCAGUGGGAAGAAGCCCAGCGAUGCGACCGACCAGUGGCUGGAAUGGGAAGCGGUGCAGUUGAGGCCGGCGGUUGAUGCAGCACUGCACCAGACGGUCAUGCAAGGGAGGAAGAGAGAAGACUCCAUCCCGACGCUGACGAGGCAGCUGUCCCACCUCAACCAGGCGCUGAUCGACCAAGCGACGCCCUGCCUGACCUCCGACACCGUGACUGUGGCUGAUGUCGUUGUCUGGGGGGCCCUUUACCCUGUCCUUCAGGAUGCUGCGUGUCUUCCAGAGGAGUACGCAGCGGUUCACGAAUGGCUCCAGCGCAUGAACAACGUGGGUGCCUGCCAACAGGCCGUGACUGCCACCUUCAAGGGCCAGGGGGCGCAGAUCUUCAAGCCCUACCUGCAGAAGCAGCCAGCUCCAGCUCCAGCUCCAUUGCCAGAGACACCCGACAGCGACCAGACAGAGGAUGGGGAGGCUUCCGAUCGCAAGGUGUCAGAGGAUGAGAUGCAGGCAGCAGAGGAUGCUUGGCGAUGUGGCAUGGUGGGGCACCCGAAACCCAGGAAGAUACAGCACCCG
Molecule: messenger RNA, 580 nt
Organism: Carcharodon carcharias (great white shark)
Lineage: Eukaryota; Metazoa; Chordata; Chondrichthyes; Lamniformes; Lamnidae
Product: methionine--tRNA ligase, cytoplasmic-like
Exons: 5
Source: RefSeq, a predicted model, not a curated record